This is a messenger RNA of Dreissena polymorpha, 2122 nucleotides long. RefSeq lists its product as uncharacterized. Bases 698 to 1258 code for a protein of 186 amino acids. The record is from RefSeq and is a predicted model, not a curated record. NCBI's taxonomy places the organism in Eukaryota, Metazoa, Mollusca, Bivalvia, Myida, Dreissenidae. The transcript has 3 exons.
GCCCUGUUUUACCCGGGCAUUUAGACAUACGUGUUGCUCUAAAUAGGAAUAACUUGUUCUUUAUUUGUGGAAGUUGUCAGUCUUCUUUAAAUGAAUCAUGUCAACAAGACUUUUAGUGUUUUAGUAGUUUUUAAUGAAUUCUUACGUGCAAACGUGACCUUAAUUUGUUCGUCCUUAUAGGGUAGCGUGCAAGAACAUGCAUUUUGACAGUCCACUCACUUGGGAAGUAGUGUAAGAAAUAUUUAAAUUCAAUCGUACCUAAGCGUUUUGGAAAUGAUUUAGUGCACAUACGGUCUAACUCUUAAUUGUGAAUAUAUGUGCGUUCAGCUAGAAAUAAGCUUUAUAGAAAAAUGAACAUUGUUUCAUGAUUUAAAAACAAACAUGUUUCUUUCACUUUAAUGUUCGUUCGUUGAACAAUAAACGUGUUUUUUUCUGAAAGGCUACUGGGUUUAAUGAAUUAGACGCCGACAUCAUAGAGUCAUUAGACGCCGACAUCAUAGAGUCAUUUGACGCCGACAUCAUAGAGUCAUUAGACUUGCAUCGUUUUCUAACACAAUCGCAGCUUAAACUGAACAUAAACUAACUCAGCUAAAGAUACGAUCUGUUUACAAAAACAAACGAUAACCCAUUGAUUCGCACGUAAACGAAUCGGAAUUUACGCGCCACGUCAUUGGUAACGUCAUAGAGCCGACGAAAAAUGGCGUUCUGCGGGACCGCUUCCCUCUGGGCUAAGUUGGCUUUCCUAGCGAUCGUGAUCGGUCUGAUCCUGUUCAUCGUGGGGUUUGCCACGCCCUCCUGGAUGGUGUAUCAGGUCACGACGACCAGCAUCCGGGUCGGACUGUUCCAAAUGAAGACGUGCACCGCUAACGCAUGCGCAGAGGAGGGCGUUAACUCGGCUCUCAAAAACGAUGAUUUCACAGUGACGCAGGCGUUCGAGAUUCUGACGUUCAUUAUGCUACUGUUCGCCACUAUUGCCAUCUCCGUGUACGUGUUCGCUCCUGGAUCCCGCUCCAAGUGCCUUGCUAUAACCUGCGUGGCGUUUGCCUUCACUGCGUCAUUCCUGGGAUUCGUGGGUAUGAUCUGCUGGUUGGUGUACGUGCCGAGUCCCUACAAGACCUCCUGGUCCAUGGGCCUCACCGUGCUGGCCGCCAUACUCGCCUGCAUCGCCGGCCUCCUCAUCAUUCCGGAUAUCCUGGACAGCCGCUUCAACCCGAGGACGUCGCGGCAGAUUUCACCGAACAGGAGAUUCAUGCGAUGAUUUUGGAUACUGUAGACUUUUGGAAUCCCUUAACCCAUUUAUGCCUAGUGGACUCUCCCAUCCUUCUAAAUUGGAUCAAUUUAUUUACAAAAAUAGGGAUGUCUAGUAUAUGUUUUUCUAUAUUUAGAAUAUUUCUUACAGAAAUACCUUUAAGCAAACAGCGCAGACCCUGAUGAGACGCCUCAUCAUGCGGCGUCUCAUCUGGGUCUACGCUGUUUGCCAAGGCCUUUUCCUAGACGCUAGACAUAAAUGGGUUAAAUGUCUCCAUACUUUGUUUGAAUGACGGGUGUUUCUUGAAAUGUUCAAUCGUUUACUAUUGUGUUUAUUAUAAAGCCAAUUUUAAAUACGGUACUAGUACAUGUAUUGGAUUGUGUACAGUGACAGUUUUAUGGUGAACCGUCUCAUGUGAUGGAAAUAGCAAAUAACUGCUCUCUCUCUGUGUAUGUAAGCGCGUUUUGUUUGUUUGUAAUUGUUUGUAAGUUUGUUCGUUUUUGAGAAAAUGAACUUCCGCUUAACAUUAAAAAUUAGCACAUGGCGCACAAAUGAAAUACAACUGCGUUCAACAAGUAACUUGUGACUAGUCGAGCAAAUGCCCAAGCUGGUAUGGAGCUACGCUGGCCACAUAUUGAAUAAUACCAGAUGUCUGGAGCUACGCUGGCCACACAUUGAAUAAUACCAGAUGUUUGAAUGACGAUGACGAAACUCAAUAUAUUACUUUGAAAAAUGUUUACUUUAUUCGAUUUGAAUGUAAACAGGAAAUUAUUAUUUAUAAUAAUCGAUUGAAAAUCAACCCGUCAGUAAUGGUAUAAUCAUCUUAAAAUAUUAUCAUAUUCUUAAAAAUUGCGUGGCAGCUAAAGCGUUGUU